AAAACUACUAAAUACUUAAAUAUAUAAUUUUUUUUUUUAUCUUUUAUCAAAUAUUUUUACCUUAUUCUAUAUAAUAAAAUAAUUUAAUAUGGGUGGCGCCUCAUCAAAAGAAGAGUUUAUUACAAGUUUUAAUAAACUCCAAAAAGAAACAGUACCAUUUUCGUCCGAUCUUUGGGACAAAAUUUUAUCACAACCAAUUCAAGAUGAAGAUAAUUAUCUUGAAAAUUUUAAAAAAUUAAAAAAUGAAAGACCAGAAAAUUUAGCAAAUUUUAUUAAAAAAUUGGUAAAUCAACUAGUGUUAGUUAAAGGCAUACAAAGAGAAAAAAAUACACAAGGUGAUUUCCAAUUAACAUUGAUAUCUCUAUCAUACUUAUCAAGAAUAAUACCCAUUAUAUUCGAAGGAGGUGACGACUUUUCUGAUAGAUUGUUUUGGUAUAAUCAAGAGAUUGAACCUUUAUCACACCCAACUGCAACUAUUUCAACAUCACCGGUAGUAACUACAAAUAUUGUACAGGAUAAUGAAAAUCAAAAUGAUCCAAAAGAUAGCGAAAAAAAAGAAGGGGAACAACAACCAAAAGAAGAAAAAACAGAAGAAAAAAAAGAAAUAAAUGAACCAAAAAAAAUCAAUAAUAAUGAAAACAGUGAAAUUUUAUUAGACGAAACACCUUUAGCAAUUAAAUUAAUGGAUAGCCUUUUAGACCUUUUAUUCUUCCCUGGAUUUACUGUAUCAGAAUCUUUAGGUUUAAAGAGUCCAAAAGAAACAUCACCAGAUUCAAUUCCACCAUUAUACAGUUGGGUUGCAGGUUUUGGUAUUGACAAUGUACCUACUGUUUCCAAUAAACAAAUGUGGCUUAAUCGUCUAUCAGUUUUACAGUGUCUAAUUUCUUGUCUAUCUGAACAACUUUAUGUCCCACAAGAAAAUGUCUCCAGCUUCAAAAGCAAAUGGUUAGAUUGGUUCACAAACACCCAAGACUAUUAUACUGAAACAUUACUUUUCUCUCUCAUCAACACUUUUUCAACAUAUGACCCUAUCGGAUGGGGUAUCCCAUAUAAUCAUCUUAUGUAUGCUGAUGACCACGAAGCAUGUUCAAAACUUUCUUUACAAAUUUUAAAUAUUCUCCUAACCUAUGACCCAUAUACAAUCGAUGACCAUUUACUAACCUCAAACAAACAAACACCCUCAUCAUCAAGCAAAGCAAACGAAUUACCACAACAUGAAUGCAAAAAUAGAUUUAUAAUCUAUAUCAAAACUUUAAAAAGAGUAAGAGAUUUCAAAUUCUUUUUUAAUGCUUUUGAAAGAAUUAUGAAUUUACCAAUCAUUGCAAGCCACACCAAACUACCAAACUCAACUAAAAAAAUAGAACUUCAUCAAGAUUUACUUAUUACCUUUUGGAGAUUUAUCUCACAUAAUCAUGAUUUCUUAAAAUCAAUUGUUAAUUAUGAAACCUCACCAGAAUUUAUAGUACCAAUAUUACAAUAUAUGGAUGAAGGAAGAAAAAGUCAAACAACACACGGUAUUGUACAAAUUGGUACAUUUAUUUUACUAGUACUAAGUGGAGAAAGAGAUUUCUCAAUCUCUUUGAAUAAACCAUUCAACUCAAAGGUCUAUAUUGACAUUGUACAGCCUCAAGUUUAUUCAGACUUUGUAAUUAUGGUCUUGUAUAGAUUAUUAGUUGACACACCAGAUCGUCUUGAAAGUAUUUAUGAAUGUGUUUUAACAAUUCUUACCAACCUAUCACCAUAUAUGAAAAACCUAUCAAUGGUAACAUGUGUCAAAUUAAUGAAGCUUUUCGAAUAUUUAUCUGGUCCUAGAUUCUUAUUUUCAAAUAGCCAUAACUAUAGAUAUGUUGGUUUUUUAUUAGAGUCUUUAAAUAAUCUACUUCAACAUCAAUAUGAAAGCAAUACUCGCCUAAUCUAUGCAAUUCUUAGAUGUCAAAACCAAUUCUCAAAAUUAGCAUAUCUAAAGAUUAGUCCAAUUACACCAGUAAAGAAUUUUGUUGGAGGCAAACUUGAUCAAAUAACUCAACCAUCACCUGCAACUACUGCUGAAGAAGCAUUUGGUAAGAUCAAUAAACUUUCAAUAUCUGAACAAGAUCAUCAAGAUGAAUUAAAUAAAAAUAAAACUCAUCAACCACCAACUACUGAACAUCCUCCAAACACUAUUAAUAAUGAUGAAGUCAAUGAUAACAAUAAACAAAAUGAAGAUAAAAAUGAAGAUAAAACAACCACUACCACUACUACAUUAGAUACCACAGAUGAUCAAUCAAAAUUAAAAAACAAUUCUGAAACAAUCCAAAGUGGUAGUGGCACUCCAGUAAUCAAAGCAUUUUCAUCAACCACUCCAUCAGAAUCCUCACCAAACUUAAACAGCUCUGUAGAUAGUAAACAACAAACACCCCAACAAAUUGACUCAUUAUCAUCAUCAAAUGCAUCAACUCCAAAUAAACAAACAAUCAAAACUCCAAUGUAUUCACAAUUUUUACCAACUGAUGAAUGGCUUCAAGAUAUUAAAAAGCAAUUACCAUUAGAUAACAUAUUAAAAGUUAUUACUCAUCUUUCACCCCAAAUCCAAGGUUUAUGUACUGGAUCUGGAUCAGACGAACAGAAAAUUAUGGAUUAUUUAAAAAUGUCAACAAUUGUUGGUAUAUUCCAUAAUCCAGGUCCAAUAAUGACUAGAAAAUAUCAUUCCAAUACAGUCACUAAAUCUUGGUUUAUAGCUUAUAUGUGGUGUAUCAUUUAUUUAGAAAAUCGUGCCCCUCCACUCUUCCUUCAUACCGAUAUAAAAUUAUUUCAAGUUAAACAAUAAUAGUGACUAAUCACAAUUAUUUAAAAAAAAAAAAAAAAAACCAAUAAAUAUUAAAUAAAAUAAAUAUGGCAAUAUCAUAAUGAUUCAUAACCUAAUUUAAAUUUAAAAUUAUUGUUUGAUAAAUAGAUAAUUAGUAAUAAUGCAAGAAUGACUCAAAAAAUAGAAAAAAAAAAAGUCAAUUUUUUUAUUUCUAUUUUUUUUCAAAUUAUAAAAUUCAAUUAAUAUUAUUCUAAUUUUUUUAUAAAAUUCAUAAAAAAAAACUUUAAUUUAUU
Dictyostelium purpureum is the source of this 3078-nucleotide messenger RNA. RefSeq lists its product as uncharacterized. Gene Ontology annotation, cellular component: Golgi medial cisterna; Golgi trans cisterna; membrane. The coding region runs from base 89 to 2806 and encodes 905 amino acids. NCBI's taxonomy places the organism in Eukaryota, Evosea, Eumycetozoa, Dictyosteliales, Dictyosteliaceae. The record is from RefSeq and is a predicted model, not a curated record. The transcript has 4 exons.